This is a messenger RNA of Pezoporus occidentalis (night parrot), 2364 nucleotides long. It is a transcript of the gene NDE1, whose product is annotated as nudE neurodevelopment protein 1. Gene Ontology annotation, cellular component: kinetochore; kinesin complex; centrosome. Gene Ontology annotation, molecular function: microtubule binding. Bases 165 to 1193 code for a protein of 342 amino acids. The record is from RefSeq and is a predicted model, not a curated record. Gene Ontology annotation, biological process: centrosome localization; cell migration; vesicle transport along microtubule. The transcript has 9 exons. NCBI's taxonomy places the organism in Eukaryota, Metazoa, Chordata, Aves, Psittaciformes, Psittacidae.
UGCCUCUGGCCGCACUGAGGGGAUGGGGGCGGCACCUGCGGGGAGGCGGCAGGCCCCGAAUAAGAGCACCUGGGGCCUCCCUAGCGGGACCGCUGGGCAGACCUCCUGUAGCUGGUACUGGGGUUGAAAAAUGAAACAGGAGUUUUAAACUUUGAGGACUCAUAAUGGAAGUCUCAGAAGGACAUAACUUCAUCUCACUGGAAGAGGAAACCAGAUACUGGAAAGAGUUGGCUAUGAAAUACAAGCAGUGUGCUGAGAAUACACAGGAGGAAUUGCGUGAAUUCCAAGAAGGGAGUCGAGAGUAUGAAGCUGAACUGGAGACCCAGCUGCAGCAAACAGAGUCCAGAAAUAGAGACCUUCUGUCAGAAAACAAUCGUCUGCGAAUGGAACUGGAGUCAGUUAAGGAAAAGAUUGAAAUUCAGCAUUCAGAAGGAUACAGGCAAAUCUCUGCACUGCAAGAUGACUUGGCACAGACAAAAGCUAUUAAAGAUCAACUUCAGAAAUAUAUUCGAGAACUUGAGCAAGCAAAUGAUGACUUGGAAAGAGCAAAAAGAGCCACUAUAAUGUCUCUAGAGGAUUUUGAACAGCGUUUAAACCAGGCUAUUGAAAGAAAUGCUUUUCUGGAGAGUGAGCUGGAUGAGAAGGAAAACCUCCUGGAGUCCGUGCAGCGCCUGAAAGAUGAAGCUAGAGAUCUACGUCAAGAGCUUGCAGUGCAGCAGAAACAGGAGAAACCCAAAACACCGAUGCAAACUACCCUGGAAACAGAAAGAACAGACACUGCAGUUCAAGCGUCCUUAUCUGUGCCUUCAACUCCUUCAGUGCACCGGGCACCCAGCAUCAACAUACCCACCCCUAUGACAUUUAGGAGAGGUCUCGAGGACAGUUUUGGUGCAACCCCUCUCACACCUGCUGCAAGAAUAUCUGCACUUAACAUCGUGGGGGACUUGCUACGAAAAGUGGGGGCUUUGGAGUCCAAACUUGCGUCUUGCCGAAACUUUGUGUAUGACCAGUCUCCAAGCAGAACCACAGUGUCCAUGUGCAUGAACAGAGAUGUCCUUGAAACACGCUUGAGUCCUCAUCAGCCUCUGUGUGAUACAGGGUUAGUGAAACGCCUGGAGUUUGGAACACGGCCUCCGAAUAUGCCAGGAACAAUGAGCCAUCCUUCACCAAGUGUUGUCAAGAUGCUGCUGUGAAAAGGCUGUCUGACUGUGGAAAAGGAUUAAAAAUAAUACAUUUAAAAGAGAAUAUCAGUGAGCAAUUGUGCAGCAGUUUUGGUGUAGAGGAGAACUGAACAAGAAGCUGCAACUGUCAGUGGUCUCCUGUGGCCUUGCCCAGUCUGACCUCUUGGCUGAGCUCUGUGGCUGGUGUGAUAAAGCAAUGAUACCUAGCAGUGCAGGACUUAGAAUUGCUUCCUACAUAAGUCACUGUAAAUAGUUCCAUGAAAGUUUCUUCUUUUGACACUACCAGUCAAAGCCAUUGUCGCUCUACCUAAAACAGAGACAGUAUUCCCUGUGCAGCUCUUCAGACUUUGAAUUUUGAUGUUAGUACAGCACCAUGGGGUUCUGGUUUUAAUUCUGGUUGUGCUGGCUUUCUAUCAUGCUUGUUGUGUGCUGCAGUCACCCUAAUUAGAAGAAUGUGUUUCUGUGGAGGAAGGUAUAUUUCUGUGGGGAAGCUGCUCAGCUUUUUGUGGGGAUGUUUGCUGGUCAGAAUGUUGUUACACAAAAACCUACCUCUGUAGUGGUUAAUACGGUUUUGUAAGCAAUGAUUCACCAUUAAGAACAGACCAUGGUUAAAGGUGAGGGAUGCCUAGUGCUUAGUAGUACUUGGGAGAUACCAGAACUAACAGCAAGGUAGGAGACUUUGAACUGGCUUAGCAUAUAGGCACCUUUUUUUCUUUGCUAUAUUGUGGCCCAUAAAGCCUGGCUGUGUAGGAAGCAAGAGACCUGAUUAUGUUGCUAGAUCUAACAUUUUAAUAGGUGGGUUUUACUGCUUUCUAAAGCUCUCUUUAUUAAUGUGCCUUGGGUAUUAGUGAUUUUUUUUCUUGUUUUAUUUUGUCUAUGAGAAUAUAUGCUUUCAGCUGUUAGAAUUGUUGUUUGUUUUUUUUUAACCUGAGAAGUCCUUCAUGUUAGACAAAUGUAUAUGAGUAGAAAACUAUUUUAAAGUAAUUUUUUCCCCCUAUAGAAUAUUGUUAAACUUCCAUUUGUUUUUUAAAUGGAGUAGGUUUGCUCACAGUAUUAAUGUACCUUAGGGAAGCCUGUACUUGCAAAGCUAAUCAUGAUUAAACAGUUUUUAUAGUUUUUUUUGCUGGGGGGUGUGGGUGGGAAGAGCUUAUUUGACAAAAGAAUACAUAAAUGGGUUGGGUUU